Paramacrobiotus metropolitanus is the source of this 4760-nucleotide messenger RNA. Its product is annotated as cGMP-inhibited 3',5'-cyclic phosphodiesterase 3A-like. The coding region runs from base 821 to 4129 and encodes 1102 amino acids. The transcript is spliced from 16 exons. NCBI's taxonomy places the organism in Eukaryota, Metazoa, Tardigrada, Eutardigrada, Parachela, Macrobiotidae. Gene Ontology annotation, molecular function: 3',5'-cyclic-AMP phosphodiesterase activity. The record is from RefSeq and is a predicted model, not a curated record. Gene Ontology annotation, biological process: signal transduction.
AGAGAGCGAGAGAAGUACGAGAGAUAGAUAGCUGGUUCACUGUCAGUGACACAAAUAAAGCUUUAUGGCUGGAGAGACUUUGUGACAUCGAAGAAGGCCCGCAACGAACUUGAAAAACGGUUCAACAUUUUGCUCCAGUUUGUGUCGCCUAAACCACAAUCCUCUUUAUGCUCACCAUCAUGCUGAGUUUUACUUUUUCUGGCAUCUGUUCUUAUGUCUUGCGCAGUGUAUUCAGCUGGGCUUUAUGAGCACAUGAGUUGCACAGCAUUUCGUCUGUUUUGCAGAGCAAUAUAUAUUUUUGCGAAACACGUACAUCGUUAAUUUAUUGCGUUGUUGGCCGAGAUUCUUCAGAAAGAUCUGAGGAGUUUCAGUGCGUUUGCGAAGCUCAACGGCUGCACAUACAUGUACGAAGCGUAUGUGAGUGUGAUUUGCUACACGACACCGUGUGCGGAACUGCGGAUGCAUUGCGAACCAUUCAUCAGGAAAUUCCUUAUUCAGCAAUAAUAUGAGCGGGCUGGCUUUGGUGGUAAUCGGGGUCUCUGGGUGAUUACGAUUGGUAUUUGAGCGGCGAGUCGGCAUAAUUCGUCUGAUAAAACGGAGGCGGGCAAUUUCGUCAUUUGUAAUCUAAACACAUGUCAUCGGAAUCUGAGUCCAAGUGUCAAUUUUUUCCCUGCAAGUGAUGCGCUUUCGUGACGGAAAGGAAUGUGAUAUGCAUCAGGGAAUUGCUUGAGCGCACCGUCUUUCGGCAUUGUAUUCCCCCUGUUUUGGUUUCUUUGGUGGGUUUUAAGUUGCAGGCGUUAAAGCAAAGACCGGCUUGAAGAUGAACUUAAGGUUGGCGGAAAGUGAUUUCGGGCAUCAUUCACGAACGCACAGUGAAUCAUCAAGCGGCUCGAUGGACGAACCUGGCCGACGUCAGCAGUUGGAAACCUUGCUGGAGAAGACCGACGAAGACGUUGCUGAUGAAUGUUUUGUUCCUAGUAGCAAGACACUAUUCUAUCUGUCCGAAUCGCAGCCGGUGCUGUCGAGUUCGAUUUUGACUGACUGCAGCAGCAGCACUGAGCCGAGCAACGGUAAUGAAUUUGUUAAUGUCGCUAAGCCUGCCAAAAGCCAGCAAACCAUUAAGCCCGAAAAUGCUAAGCAAUGGACCUUCGUGAUUAUUACAACGUUGAUAGCUGUAACGUGCUCAACGAGUCCGCAGCUGGUGCGAGGCGUUGUCUUACCGUUGAUCGCCAUAAUCUCCUUGUGGUGUUGUCUGGAAUUCUUGGUGCUGCAAUUAUGGCAAAAAUCUCCGAUGGUCGGAAGUGCAACAUACCGAUCAAACAAUGUGCGAUCAUUAAAUAGUGUGUACCAGUUGUGUGGUUACGGAUGUAUCGGCGAAUGCAUUGCGUGCUGUUUUGCCAGCUUGUUUCCGGAUUAUCUCCGUAGCCUGAUUGUCCUGUGCAGCAUCGGCUUGACACUCUUCUGCAGCAGGAGUGUGCCCAACACAGCCCGGAUAUCCGUGUCAGUUGUCUUUAUUGCCAUUUGCCGCGCGGCAGCCCAGUGCAUUGCAGUAUUACCAGCCUUGCUGGCACCGUUUACCGUCUACGGGUUGGGCGUAAUUGUGGGAAUCUUCUUGGAGCAGCAGCCCAUUGUGGGGACUGUGCAGUCCACAGAUAGUGCUGUUGGCCGUGUUACUGCGGGUGCUAAUCCCAUCAGCCGACUGACAGAUGCCGAGUGCCAGUCGCGCCAACGUCGGCCCAGUAUCAUGUCCUUAGGAGUUGGUGACAGAACGGUUCCCGUUUGCUGCACAUCAUUGACUCCUAGUGCUCGAGGUCGCAGGACCUCGCUCCCGUCACUUUCCAUGAAUCGGCACCGGCAUUCUUCCGGUUCAAUGCCGAGUUACGAGGCCGCCGUGAUAGCGGAGGCCCAUGGAAUCAUUACGGAUAUGUUGGCCGAUGGGACGCUGCUUCCGCCGCAUAUUGCCAGCGGUCUGCGAGCUGUGGCCAGCCUGCUGGAACAGCCGGGCAUCGGGACGCCAUCUAGCGCGUCGGCUCGACAAAAAAAUGGUCCCUUUGUGUCACUCUCGGAAGUGUGCAGUGAUACGGAAGAGUCGCCUUUCACAGGCGAAAGACCGAACGUCUUACCUAAGCGCUUUCGUCGAAGUUUACCGCUGAGUCUGCUCCGGCGAAUGUCCACUAGCACCUGGACCACCACCACAUCGGCUACCGGCUUGCCGACUUUAGAACCGGAACCAUCCCGUAAACGAAGCACCAGCUUCCGCACAUCUCCCGUAAGCAGUCCGGGGGGCAGUCGCAGCCAGAGCCCAUCGCCCGCCUGCUCUCCCAAUCCCUCCGCCGAUGUCAUUGUGCCCAAGCAGCGGUCUCUCAGCACCAUAAUUCCUUCCAGGGGCAGUCCGGUGACGGCGCCCAUUAAUCGGAAAUAUCAUCGGAGCACUAUCGGCAGUAUCAGUGUGCCGGAAGGAGUGCUAUCCAAAUCAGUGACAUUCAAUCUAGAGCCGACUAAUCUGCGAACAGAUGCGCACGUGCUGUCCGAGGAAUCACGGCCGGCGGAAAAAAUUCAUCUAUCGCCGGCCAUUCGUCGUAUUAAUCUGACGUCGGACUACGAAUCCAGCGAAUCUCCUAGCAACAGCGAGCAUGACGAAUCCGCUGCACUGUUGGAUGAACUGGCUGCACAGAAUGCAGCGCCUGCUGCUGACGAGUCUGCGCUCGUUCCUGAGGAGGGCAGUGAAGUUGAGGAAGAGGAUUUGAUUCCGGGAAGGCAUUAUCGCGUUGGCAACAUAACGUAUGACUUGGAGGUUAUUGACGAGCAUCCGUUGUUGAAUCAUCUGUCGGAAUGGGACUUCCCAGUUUUUGAUUUGUAUAAUGAAAUGGGUGAUCGGAUUCUCAGUCAGGUGGCAUAUAAAAUAUUUCAAGAUGUUGGGUUAUUCGAUACAUUCAAAAUUCCGGUUCAAGAGUUUUUGAAUUACUUCCACACACUGGAAAUGGGAUAUCGAGAUAAACCAUACCAUAAUCGAAUUCAUGCUGCGGAUGUCCUGCACGGAGUGUAUUUCCUUUCUUCUCAACCAAUCCCGGGAUUUAUUCAGAUUCCGUGGCACGAUACACCCAAAGUUCCUAAAACUCGCCCAAAUUCAGCAGACGUGAGCGCAGGCGACGCUUUACCUAAUCUGCGAUUGCAAUAUGCCAACGGCAGCGCGGAGAAUGAUAUUUACGGCAUUAUGGGUUGUAAUCUGCCUCCACUGGAAUUAAUGGCAUUGUAUGCAGCAGCGGCUAUGCACGAUUACGACCAUCCUGGCCGCACUAACGCUUUCCUGGUCGCCACCAAUGCACCGCAGGCUGUAUUGUACAAUGACAGAUCUGUCCUGGAGAAUCAUCAUGCUGCGGCCGCAUGGCGUUUGUUGCUGUGUAAACCGGAAUUUAAUUGGCUCUGUCACUUGGAGAAAGCCGAAUGGAAGCGAUUUCGUUAUCUUGUUAUUGAAGCGGUUCUGGCCACUGAUUUAAAGAGACAUUUUGAAAUUAUUGCAGAAUUUAAUUCCAAGGCAUCAGAUGACGAUGCUCCCGGAUUAGACUGGACUAACGAGACUGAUCGACUAAUGGCGUGUCAAAUGUGCAUUAAGUUGGCCGAUAUCAAUGGCCCGUGUAAGCGAAAGGAUCUUCAUUUGCAGUGGACUUACCGCAUUACGGAGGAAUUUUUUGAACAAGGCGAUGAAGAAGCCAGUCUGGGCCUGCCCAUCUCCCCGUACAUGGACCGGAACAAUCCGCAGCUGGCCAGAUUGCAGGAGAGCUUUAUCAAUCAUCUGGUGGCGCCUCUGUGCAAUGCCUACGGCGAAGCCGGCUUACUCCCCGGUCGGUGGCGGAUCCUGGACGAACCGGAAGACCGAAGCAGCGACUCUAGUCGGAAAACUAGUUUGGAAACCGGUGGACAAAUUCCGGAAGACAGCGUAAGCGAAGAUCCGCUUCCGCUGACAGAGAGAGUGCCAUUGCCGAGGAUAGAGUGCUUAUUAACGGAACAUCUAAAGUCCAAUCACGAGAUGUGGGUAAUCAAGGUUAAAGAAGAAGAACGGCUAAAAGCUGAAAAAGCCGAUUGGGAUUCCAAAAACUCUUCUAGAAAGAACUCGGCAGAGGAGCCCUAGUUUUCUUCAGCAAAGAUCUGUUUAGAGGAUCAGCUGCCCAAGGCGACGGAAUACUGCCCUGAAGCCGAGUGGUCAAACGUUGCUGUGAUGCAUAAUUUACGGAUGGAUUUAUUACUGGGGACUACGGUGCAGUGUAAAAUUUGGAUGCCGGACAGUAAAUUGCGGUGACUUUGAGAGGUCCGGGCAACGAUAGUCGGCGAGACGACGGACAUUACGGAGAAUUUUAUGUGUACAGUACGAUGAUAUUCUUGCUGUGCGUGGUGUUGUGUCAAUUAUCCAAAUUUUAAAAAAAUUCAUCACAGAAAUAUUCUUUAUUUGAGUUCGUAUUUUGCUCAAAAUGAGGAAAUUUUUUGUUGCUUGUGUAUUUCCUGUCUGAUCUCAAAGACCGAGAGACCGAUGUCGAUUUUAUGCUUCGGGUUGAUCCUCUAGGCUCAUGGAAAUACCACUGGAAUGUGUCAUAAUUCUGUUUUCUGGAUUGUGGGUGAUUACAGGGUGCCACUUGGCUGUGGUUUGUUAGAAUAAUUUGGAUGUUUUUAUUGAUAUGUUGGUCUGUUUGAUAAAUGUUUAUAACUAUAACUUAAUUGCUUUUGGAUCUGUUGCGAUGUUUCAGAUUAAAAUAAAAUAACAGUGA